Messenger RNA from Nymphaea colorata (pocket water lily), 1216 nucleotides. RefSeq names its product prohibitin-1, mitochondrial. The record is from RefSeq and is a predicted model, not a curated record. Gene Ontology annotation, biological process: mitochondrion organization. The coding region runs from base 149 to 1021 and encodes 290 amino acids. Gene Ontology annotation, cellular component: mitochondrion; membrane. The transcript is spliced from 6 exons. Lineage: Eukaryota; Viridiplantae; Streptophyta; Magnoliopsida; Nymphaeales; Nymphaeaceae.
CGACCCAUUUAUGCGUUUCAACUUGAACCUCAAGAAACGCUUAAACCCUAGAAGCCUGCACAGUCGUGUCACUCUCUCUCUCUCCGCGGUCUUCCUCACCGCGCUCUUUGUACCGGAGAUUGGGUAACCGUCAACAGAGGAGGUCCCGAUGAAUUUCAACAACGUCCGGGUACCAAAGGUACCAGGAGGAGGUGCUGCGUCGGCAUUGGUGAAGGUGGCAGUUCUCGGCGGCCUUGGAUUAUAUGCGGCGACUCACAGCCUUUACAACGUCGAAGGUGGUCAUCGCGCUAUCGUCUUUAACAGAAUCGUUGGUAUCAAGGACAAGGUUUAUCCCGAAGGCACACAUCUUAUGGUACCUUGGUUUGAUAGACCUGUCAUUUAUGAUGUCCGUGCAAGACCUCAUCUUGUGGAGAGCACCUCUGGAAGUCGUGAUUUGCAAAUGGUCAAAAUUGGCCUUCGAGUUCUUACUCGACCUAUUCCAGAUCAACUGCCAACAGUCUAUCGAACGCUUGGUGAGAAUUACAAUGAAAGGGUACUACCUUCAAUAAUUCAUGAAACCCUGAAGGCAGUAGUUGCACAGUACAAUGCUAGCCAGCUCAUCACUCAGAGAGAGGCUGUUAGUAGGGAGAUAAGGAAAAUAUUGACUGAGAGAGCAGCAAAUUUCAACAUAGCACUGGAUGAUGUGUCCAUCACAAGUCUAACAUUUGGAAAGGAGUUUACUGCUGCAAUCGAAGCCAAGCAGGUGGCUGCACAAGAAGCAGAGCGUGCCAAGUUUGUUGUGGAGAAGGCAGAGCAAGACAAGCGGAGUGCUGUUAUCAGAGCUCAGGGAGAGGCCAAGAGUGCUCAGCUGAUUGGUCAGGCAAUUGCUAAUAAUCCUGCAUUUAUUACUUUAAGAAAGAUUGAGGCUGCAAGGGAGAUAGCCCAUACAAUCUCAAAUUCUGCAAACAGAGUGUUUUUGAGCUCGGAUGAUCUGUUGCUGAACCUCCAAGAGAUGGAUUUGGAUAUCCCAGCAAAGAAAUGAGAAGGUUGCUUCUUCAGUCUUUUGCUCUUAUUAGCCAGAUAUUUUCACCGAGCGUGUGUUUGAAGCUCAAAUUUUUUGGUGUGGAGCAAUUGAAGUGAAGGAUACCGGAUCAAUAAUCUCCUUACAUGAAAGGACAAUGUCGGUUCAUUCAGAACACGUCAAAUAUAUGAACUUCUAUUCUCUUUCUCUUUGUCA